AUGGCUCAGGCGAGGGGAGCGGAGGGGCGCCAUCUGGAGCGGGGCGAGGCGGCGGCGGUGGCGGCGGCGGCGGCGCGCGGUCCCGGCGAGGGGCGCGGCGGCUUCGCGGGAACUUGUCCGGAGCACGCGCUAGCGCUGGACUGGUUCUGCUGUGGCGGGAGGCGGCUCGUAUGCGCCCAGUGCCCGACUUGCCCGGGCGGCUGCCGGGGCCACCGCCUGCGCCCACUGGCCGAAGAGGCAGCCGAGCGGAGGAACAAGAUUGUGGACCAGUGUGAAAGUCUUCAGCUACAGAGAGCCACCAUUGCAAGAUUCGUGGGGGAGGUACUGCCAGAGAAGGAACAGCAUCUUGUGAGUACAGCCAGCAAUGCCCGUGAGGUUCUGAUCCAGCGCCUGAACCUCGUGAGGAGCGUGUGUGAGAGCGAGGAACAGCGGCUGCUGGAGGUGGCACACACUGAGGAGGAGCGGGCCCAUCAAAACCUGCUGACCCAGCAGGUCCACUGGAACGAGUCGCUGCAGAAACUGGAUUCCCUCCGGACUUACUUGGUGGCUAUGAUCACCACCACAGAUGACCACAGCCUCGUGCAAGCAGAGGAGGAAAUAUUUGAGAGGACAGAGGAAGCAGAGGGCAUCUUGAUGCCACAGGAAUCGGAGAGGCUAAACUUUAAUUCACGGUGCAUCCAGAGUCCAUUGCUGAGCCGGUUAUGGGCUGCAGCUGUUCUCUGCUGGGCCUCAGAUGAAGUCCACGUUGACGAGAAAACCAUCAACCCCCUCUUGGUGCUCUCGGAAGACAAGAGAACGUUAACCUUCAGCCCCAAGAAAGCCAGGACUACUCUGGAUGGCCCUGCGAGGUUUGACCACUGGCCCAACGCCUUGGCGACAGAAUCCUUCUGUGCCGGCAUUCACGCCUGGAGAGUCGGCGUGGCCAAAAGCUGCGCUUACAAAUUGGGGGUCUCAUACUCCUCACUGCAGCGCAAGGGCUCAGGCCCUGAAGCCCGCCUGGGUUGCAACCCUGUCUCCUGGGUCUUCUCCCACUACGAUAAGGAGUUCCAGUUUUCACAUAACAACCACCAUCAGACGGUGCAGCUGCUCAAGUGCCCGGCAGAAAUUGGGGUCCUGGUUGACUUGGAUGCAGGAGAGCUGUUGUUUUACGACCCCGAAUCCUGUGCUGUUCUCUACACACACCAUGAAGCCUUCACCAGCCCCAUCUACCCGGCCUUGGCUGUGGCGGAUCGAAGUAUUUCUCUGAUGUGGUGAGAGUGAGAUCUGGCUGGUGUGUGGGGAGCCCCAUCAGGGUGCAUUUCUCUUCUUAAAGCUGCAAAACUGUUAUUUUCUAAAAAUGCACAGGGCCGAAUUAUCCUACAGAGUAAUAGAUGGCGUAAUGGUUCCUUACAAUUCAGUACACCACACAUCUUACCUGAUGUGUUGAGAAAUCCUCUUUCAUGUGCAAACCUUCUCUCUCGGGGUGGAUAUCUCACUCUGGAGUAGAGUGAUUGCCUGUAUGGGUUUUAUGUCUGCGCAUGUGUCAGCGUCAGGAAUUAGUUUGCCAAGAAGGACCUCCAGUGCAUGGCAGUGAUUGACUGCGAAAGACUUGUGAGAACUGAUCCAGCUUAUUUAGCAAUACUACCACAAGUCUGUUGAAAAAGGACAAGCAUGGGGGGAAAGGAGAAUAGCCAGUGCUAAGACAAAAGGUAAUUCUGCACUCAGGAAAGACAGAUUUUGCAUUAUGUAAA
Messenger RNA from Elgaria multicarinata webbii, 1730 nucleotides. RefSeq names its product B box and SPRY domain-containing protein-like. Bases 1 to 1254 code for a protein of 417 amino acids. Gene Ontology annotation, molecular function: ubiquitin protein ligase activity; protein binding. Gene Ontology annotation, biological process: protein ubiquitination. Gene Ontology annotation, cellular component: cytoplasm. NCBI's taxonomy places the organism in Eukaryota, Metazoa, Chordata, Lepidosauria, Squamata, Anguidae. The record is from RefSeq and is a predicted model, not a curated record. The transcript has 6 exons.